Messenger RNA from Lactuca saligna, 849 nucleotides. Lineage: Eukaryota; Viridiplantae; Streptophyta; Magnoliopsida; Asterales; Asteraceae. The record is from the annotation of a GenBank genome assembly.
AUGCUCGACAUGAUCGAAGGUGUUUCGGAAACUUCUAUUCCAAAACAAGGGGGAGAACCAAUGAAGGCUUCUGGUGCUGGAUCAAAAGGGAAAGAGAAGAUUAUUGUUCAUGAUGAUGAUGAUGAUGAAGAAGGUGAUGAAACUGAUAAGUUAAAGCUUAAAGCUCGCGAUGCUGAACUUGAUGAAAACUUAAUUCUGAAUAAAGCCAUCGACAAUCCGAACAUUUAUUGGCUAGAGCCUGUUGGAUCAUUCGAAUUGGAUAACUCUCUGGAUUUGCAGCUUGAUCUGUCUAUUACGCCGAAGGCCUUUCUGUUUUGCAGUUUUGACAAAAUUGCGAAUGUUUCUCCUUCUAACAAAGGUACUAAUAAGGUUGCUCGUGGGGCUAUGAGUUCAAUGCACGAAUUUACUCUAGUAGAUAUGCCCUGCGUCAACCCAUUCAAUUGGAUCUCUUUGUUGCUUCUUAUACUAAAAGUUGAACAGAAUUUCGAGCCUAUUAUUGCACAUCUUAAACGAAUGUUGGUUUCUUACAUCCAGGAGGUUGGAAAGAUGGAUGUGGAGAUUGCAAUUGUUCUUAAUAAGAAACCUACAGUGCUUCCCAAGGAACCCCCGAAGGAUCUUGAUACGAUGAAAUUAGGGAGGAUAUUAAAGAAGGAUUGGAGUGUCGCUUUUCAGAUACGAGAAAAAUCAGAUGCGAACUUUCAUAGAGUUUGUUUCUUUUUGCCUGAAAAGCAUCUAUACUACACUUCAUGCCUUGAAUAUAUUGUGGAGUUUGUGAGUCAGGAUAAAGAGAACAAUGCCAUAGACAGGAAGUGCUUUUCUGAUAUGAUCAAUUGGUACGUCCGGUUGUAA